Staurois parvus is the source of this 769-nucleotide messenger RNA. Lineage: Eukaryota; Metazoa; Chordata; Amphibia; Anura; Ranidae. The record is from the annotation of a GenBank genome assembly.
GAGUCAUCUGGCAAGGCCGCGGGCACCGAGUCAUCUGGCAAGGCCGCGGGCUCCGAGUCAACUGGCAAGACAGCGGGCACCGAGUCAUCUGGCGGAACAGCGGGCAUCGAGUCGUCUGGCAAGACUGCGGGCACCGAGUCGUCUGGCAAGACUGCGGGCUCCGAGUCAACCAGCCCGACAGCGGGCUCCGAGUCAACUGGCAAGACAGCGGGCACCAAGUCAUCUGGCGGAACAGCGGGCAUCGAGUCGUCUGGCAAGACAGCGGGCACCGAGUCGUCUGGCAAGACUGCGGGCUCCGAGUCAAGCGACUCGACAGCGGGCUCCGAGUCAACUGGCAAAACAGCGGGCACCAAGUCAUCUGGCGGAACAGCGGGCAUCGAGUCAUCUGGCAAGACAGCGGGCACCGAGUCACCUGACAUAAUAGGAUCAUCAGGCUGGAUCAGUUCAUCAGGCUGGGUAGAGACAUCAUGCUGGGUAAAGACAUCAGGCUGGGUAGAGACAUCAGGCUGAAUUGUGGCUGAAGACAGAGAAGAGCUGGAGGAUGGAACAGAGGAGGGAGCAGUUGCUACAGAGGACUUCUUUACAGGGUUAAAGUUAGGAUAGGUGCAGCGAGUGGGAGCAGGGGACUGGUAUGUGGUAGUUAGCAGAGUAUACUGGGCCGUCACUGGGGGUGCUGUCGGGGAUGCAGGAAGAGUGCCUUGAGCAGAGGAAUGAUGUUGUAAGCUGACUGAGGCUGGGUGCAACAAAUCUGACCAUGUCUGCAGUAUGG